AUGCGUUCAUUCUCCAUCUCCAGCAUUCGCGGAUCCUUCCGUCGUUCCUCAUCGCCUUCCUCCAUCAACUCCACCACAUCCACAAGCCGAGACUCAUACACCUCUCAAUCCUCCCACAGUCCCAUCAACACCAUCAAUUCCAUCAUGCAUCGUCAACCCUCGAUGCAAGAUCUGGAAGAGGAAAAGAAGAGUUUCGGAAGUGGAUUGGAGAUUAUGGAACCCAGACCGAUUGUUUACUGGGGAGGCAUGGAGGAGAGAUUAGGGAGAUUUUAG
Molecule: messenger RNA, 273 nt
Organism: Botrytis fragariae
Lineage: Eukaryota; Fungi; Ascomycota; Leotiomycetes; Helotiales; Sclerotiniaceae
Exons: 1
Coding region: 1-273 (90 amino acids)
Source: RefSeq, a predicted model, not a curated record